This is a messenger RNA of Triticum aestivum (bread wheat), 1510 nucleotides long. RefSeq names its product serine/arginine repetitive matrix protein 1. NCBI's taxonomy places the organism in Eukaryota, Viridiplantae, Streptophyta, Magnoliopsida, Poales, Poaceae. The coding region runs from base 196 to 1236 and encodes 346 amino acids. The record is from RefSeq and is a predicted model, not a curated record. The transcript is spliced from 2 exons.
CUCAGCGAGGAGAUGUUCGCGAAUUUGAGAAUAUGAACCGAGCCGACGAUAAAAAAAAAGAAAAUAACCAUCCUCCUGCCUCUCCAGCUCUCCUCCCCCGAGCACCUCAUCCCGCCGCCGCCCUCGGAUCCCGCCGCCGCGCGCCCACCCCAGAAACCCACGCCCCCUCCCCGCGCCGCAGCGCGCCAUCCCCGGAUGCCCCCGCCGACGCCCCCCCCCCCCGACGGGCCUCUCGCCGCAGCUAUCCAUCCCCGGACGGCACCGCCGACGGCCCUCCCAGCCCCGACGCGCUUCUCGCCGCAGCUCUGCAUCCCCGGACGCCACCGCCGACGGCCCUCCCAGCCCCGAUGCGCCUCUCGCCGCCGUCCCCCAGGCGCGCCUCAGAUCGCCCCCCGCCGCCGCCUUCCAACCCCACCACGCACCCACCGCCUGACCUCCACCAUCCAUCGCAGCCGGCGACCGCAUCCCCUGGCUCAGCUGCACUUGACCGGGAUCCCCCAUCUCCCAGCAAACCUCGCCGGUGCACGCCACCCCCCUCCUCCUAGGGUGCUCCUCGUCCGGUCCACUCCACUGGUGUCCACGCCCCGACGCGCCGACGAGAGCUACAACUCCAUGCAACUCUUAUUUUCUUUGUGUUCUAUUGCAGGGCGACGAGUGAUGCGGCGCACCAACCAGCAGCAGGCGGAUCCGGCCACCGUGGAUACCGCACGCACGCAUCCAUUCGCAGCUCAUGGGCGCCAUGGAUCCCGCGCGCAAGCAUCCUCCCACGUCAUUCCUCUGCUGACUUACCACCACGCGCCGCCGCCGAAACAUCCCAAUCCCACCCGCCUCCCCCGUGUCACCGGCGACCCUUCGCGCUACCGCCUGGCGCGGCCGACCUCCACGGCAGCAGACGCUGUGGCUCCCUUCCUGGCAGCACCCGUGCGUCUCUCCGGACAGUCCUCUGCACAUCUAUGGCCGUUGGUCAAUGGUGUUGUAGCUACUAGGAAAGAGAGAAACGCCAUGGAGGUGUCUAGUGUUGUGCAAUAUAAUCAAAAUAUGGUGAGGCACAAUAGCAUGAGUGCCAAGGAAUUGAAGGCGCCAACGCACGCAACUGUACAAGCUUCAUCUAUACUCUAUAUUGGCUUCUUUGGUAUUCGAAUUCCCUCUGCUGAAGCACUGAAAGAGGACAUCAAGCCAAACUUCAUAACACCACCAAACCUGUCUGGUAAGAGUCGUGUUAGAUCCUAUACGUGAUCUAUUUUUGUUGGGUCAAAUCCUACGUGAUCAACGUUGCCAGAUUAUUUUAUUAGAAAAAUGUCUUAAUUAAUAUGGUUGAGAGAGAGAGGGAGAGUCCUAAUAAUAUAUGGCUAGUAGUAGUUGGGUAGAGUUUGUUAGUAUCACGUCAGGUGCAAGUUUUAGUCGGUUCACAAUCUCCUUUACGUAUCGGCCGCUCCGGCCAUGUAAGACAGGUUUGUUUUUAUCGAGAGUUAAUAGAUACAUAGAAAACGUUCCAUGUUGGGGGACAUCA